Molecule: messenger RNA, 891 nt
Organism: Abrus precatorius (Indian licorice)
Lineage: Eukaryota; Viridiplantae; Streptophyta; Magnoliopsida; Fabales; Fabaceae
Source: RefSeq, a predicted model, not a curated record
AUGGUGAAAGAGAAUAGGAGUGGAAAGGGAGCAUCAUGGGUACCACAUGCAAGACCAAUAAUAAUAAAUAAUAAUAACACAAAUGCAAAGCAUCAGCAGCACCAGCAACACACCAGUCCAAGUGGUGAUGUGCUGUUGAAGUGGGGCCACAGGAAGAGAUCAAGGGUCUCAAGGGCUUCCAUUGAAGAUUCAUCAUCUUCUGUUCACACCAAGAACAAGAGAAUCAGCCACACUGUCUCUGCACCCCUUCCUGCCAAGUUCUCCUCUGCAUCCAUGCCGCCGCCACCACCACCGCCACUGCCACCACUUGCUUCUUGUACUGCCUCCAAUGGCAGCAGAGGUAGAAAGGAUAACCCUAGGAAUUUGGAAGAUGCCUCUGGAAACGAGUCACCUUCAAAAAACAGCCAAGGGAGCAACCCAGUUGUUUCAAGACCAAAACUGUCAUCAUAUUCUGUUAUGGAAAGAAGCAACAGAAGGAUGGCAGCAAAGUGUGAGAAGCCAACAAGUGGAUCUUCAACUACACAAGCCUCUGAGAGAGUGAAUAGUCAUGGCCAUGGGGAUUCAGCAUCUGAACAAGAAGCUGGGAUUCUCACUGCUUCUGCUAAUAGAGAAAAUGUCACUCUUGAGGUAAUCGAGUGGCCAAGAAUAUACAUUGCUCUCUCGAGAAAGGAGAAAGAAGAUGACUUUCUUGCUAUGAAAGGGACAAAAAUUCCUCAAAGACCAAAGAAGAGAGCAAAGAACAUUGACAGAACCUUACAGUACUGUUUCCCUGGGAUGUGGCUAUCAGAACUGACAAAGAGCAGAUAUGAGGUUAGGGAGAAGAAAUCUGUGAAGAAGCAUAAGCGCAGAGGCUUGAAAGGAAUGGAAAACUUGGGCAGUGAUUCCGAGUAG